Molecule: messenger RNA, 2759 nt
Organism: Lycium ferocissimum
Lineage: Eukaryota; Viridiplantae; Streptophyta; Magnoliopsida; Solanales; Solanaceae
Product: histone-lysine N-methyltransferase family member SUVH2-like
Exons: 1
Coding region: 627-2036 (469 amino acids)
Source: RefSeq, a predicted model, not a curated record
UCGAUAUAAUUUGUGAUUAGCAAAUAUAUUUAUUUAGUACAACUGGAUAUUCUUGAUAAUUUUUACAACUUAUGGUUAUAAAUUAUGUUUCUUGUUUCUUUAAAAACCUAGGUCAAACAAAAUUUCAACUUUAAUUCAAAAUUCCCCCCAAAUCAUAUUUUUCAAAAAAUUUUGGGAAUCUUUGACCAAACGGUAGAGAAUCUAUAAUUUCAAAACUUUGCUGCAACAGUCCCUCAGUUAGUAAAUGCUUCUAUUUCGCCUCUUUUUUAAAGCACUAAUGUCCCUCCCAAAUCCAAAUUAAAGAAAUGCCAUUUUCAAAGGGUUUUCAGAACUCUGCUCUGCAAUUCAGGUUUCUUUUUCAAUAUCAUAACGUUGAGUUUCUUUACUCUUCUUUCUUGCUUGUUGUUAUGCAGUAUUCUUCUAAUUUUUGUUUCAUUUUUCUUUUUUCCUUUACUGUAACUUUUUUGUUUGUUUGAUUCCAACAUUAAUAAUGCCUUCUCUUGUUAGUUGUUAAUUAUCAUGUAAUGUAUAUGUUUUGUUGUAAUGUUUGCUAUUUAUACUGUCAUCAGUAAAACUGGUUUUCAGGUAGGGUUUUUAAGUUUGUGCCUAAUUUUAUAAAUUUGUAGAUGUCUGUUUUAGCGGAAAAAAGUCCCUCCAAGAUGCUAGGGAAGAGAUCUCACACCCCAUUUAAGCGCGUAAAAGUUGAUGCUAUCCGCUAUUUUCCUAAAAAUUGUGGUCCAUUUGUUCGUCAAGGGAACGGAAGCAGAAUUCAACGUUAUGCUGAGUCUGAGACAAAGCGUGUAAAAGUCGAUAAUACGAGGAAUUUUCUUGAGAAAUGUGGCCCUCAAAUGAAGAAUGGAAGUGGUACCCAAUGCUCUGCUUGUGUUGAGAUCAAAAGCUGUUCUGAAGUUGCUAAAAAUGUGAUUGAGUCAGCUAAGCCUUUAAAUGUUUCUGCACCAAGUAAGGAAAAAGAUAUCCAAAUUGAUUUGCCACCAAUUCCUAGGCAGGCUAAAAGGGAUAAUUUGGUUGCAAAAGAGGUAGGUGAUUCAAGCCAUUUGAGAACCUCAUGUCAAUCUACUAAAGGAAAUAAACCUUUGAAGAUGAAAGAGAAGAACCUUAUGCAUGAUGGAUCUACUCAACGACAUGAAGUCUUGGUUAAUCAUAGGUUGAAGGUCCCCAAGAAGCCAUCAAUUUAUAGAGGAAGUAGAUGUGAUUGGUUUAUGAACGGUGGGCGUACAAAAAAUGCCAAUCACAGCUUGAAGGUCCCCAAAAAGCCAACAAUUUAUACAGGAAAUAGAUGUGAUUGGUUUAUGAACGGUGGACUAAUUGAAAAUGGAUCAGAAUUGCCCGCUAUUUCUGGUCAUGGAUGGUUAAUUGAAUCCGAACAUAUUCAAAAAGUGAAAGAAGUUAGAGAGACUCUCAAACUUUUCAAUGACCUGUAUACUAAACUUGUCCGAGAAGAUAAAGUAGAGAAACUUGAAGGACAGUCUAAAAGAAUCCAUAUAAAGGCAGCAAUGUGUUUGAAAGAUAAGUGGGUAAAUUGUGGGAGGAGCUUUGGACAUGUUCUUGGAGUUGAAAUUGGGGAUCAAUUCCGAUUCAGGGCAGAACUUGUUAUGAUCGGACUACAUCACCAAUUUAUUAAGGGUAUCGAUUAUGCGAAUAUUAACGGGAGAGAUGUUGCAACUAGCAUCGUUGAUUCUAGUCGGUACGAGAACAAGGCCAUAUCUUCUCAAACACUCAUUUAUGUAGGUGAAGGUGGGAAUCCAAAAGCUUUUGUUAAUGCGAGAGUGGAAGAUCAGAAGCUUGAAAAGGGUAAUCUUGCCUUGAAGAACUCCAUGGACUUGGGAUAUCCGGUGAGGGUUAUUUCUGGUCGACAAAGCGUGAAUAGUGAAAAGAGUGAUAAAAGAUACAUUUACGAUGGGCUCUACACUGUGACAGAGUGUUGGCAAGAAAGAGGUUCAACUGGAAAAUAUGUUUUCAAGUUUGAAUUGAAAAGAAAUCUUGGCCAACCAAAAGUUACUCGUGAACUAAAAUAAUAGCCAAGAAUUUAGGCAAGGUAAAUCACUUUCGUCAAAAUGUAAACAAGGCAAUAAAAUCAAUUCUGCAAUCGGAGUUUGUUGUUGACUAAGAUAUCUCGCAAGGAAAGGAGAAGAUACCAAUCCCCGUUGUCAAUGCAAUAGAUGAUGAGAGACUCCUGCCAUUCACUUACAUUACCAAUAUGCAUUAUCCAAAUUGGUAUUAUAUAUCUAGGCCUCCGGGUUGCAGUUGCACAAGUGGAUGCUCAGAGUCCGAGCAAUGCUCUUGUGCUUCUAGGAACGGAGGCGAGAUUCCAUUCACACAAAAGGCUCUAUUAUUAAAGCAAAGCCUCUUGUUUAUCAACCGUAGCUGCUCACUGAAUCUAUAUGCUCAAAAUGUCACUGAAUCUAUAUGCUCACCAAGAGUAUUGCUCCAUUAGGGGAGCUUGCUUAUCACUACAACUACCAAAUUGGUGAUGUUUAAAGAUACAAAUGGCAAUACGAAGAGAAAGCAUUGUAGAUGUGGCACUCGUAAGUGCUAGGGGAGAAUGUACUACAGAACUACUCAUGUAAGACUAUUGAUCUUCACAUGAUAUUUGAAGUAUGAUUCUAUUAUCUAUGUGCACUUAUCAUGUCAUUUCAACUUUUUGAUCCCUUGUAAUUCCAUUUAUGGUUAAUUGGUCAAGUUUUGAUCUCUUGUAACUUGCAUUAUGAUUGACUUCCUACCUGUUAUGAGUUUUGUGU